CUAUAAUAAUAAAAAACACGUUUUAAUAUAAAAAUAACUUUUUUUAUAACUUUGAAUUCGCUGGAAGCUCAUAAAACAUGUUUAAUUGCAGAAUAAAUUUUUAGAUAGUAUAAACAUUGUUAAUAUGCUAGCUACUGCUUUUCAUAUAUAAUUGCAUGUAAAACAUUUAAUUAGACCGAAAAUGCGCUUCAAUGAAAUUAAACGCGUCUGUGUUUCUGCUCGAGACGCACGAAAAAAACAUCAAUGAAAACAUCAGAGAAUUAUAUAUCACAUUUUAUUGGAAAUUUCAUCCUCAAAAGGCUACUUCGCGGAUUUGCCCUGAAUAUAUCUGACAUCUGAGCCCUGAAGUCCUCUCUGCUCCCUGUCCUCAACACUUCGGAUUUGCACUGUUUCUGUUUUUGCAUGAACAAAAGCCAAAGAGCGAACAGCAGAAACUCUCUCCUGUCAAUCACGGUCACGAGUGUCGUCACGUCUGUCGGAUUAUAACCGGGUCCGUUACCUGCCGUGAUUCUCCAUCAUCAUCAUCCUCAUGUCGGAUCAGCCCUCAUCUCCUCCAGCCGGACAGAAGCCCUCGCUCCGGGCCCCGGGGUCCUCUCAGAGCCGCUUCCAGGUGGACCCGGUGGACCCGCUGGACCCGGUCGCGGAGGGGUCGGAGUCCAAGGGCCGGUUCCGGGUGGUGAACUUCCUCAGCCCGACUGACUCCGCUCCUGAAGCCGGUGUGAACGGGGACACGGUGAGGAGCGAGGCAUCCGCCGGUGGACUCAGUCAUUUCUCAGACACACACUCCAGCACUUAUUACCUGCGGACCUUCGGGCACAACACCAUCGACGCGGUGCCGAACAUCGACUUCUACCGGCAGACCGAAGCUCCUCUCGGGGAGAAACUUCUGCGCCCGUCGCUGUCGGAACUACACGAUGAGCUCGACAAGGAGCCGUUCGAGGAGGGGUUUCCCAGCGGAGAAGAGCUGGCGGCCGCCGAGAUCCUCACACUCAAAGCAGCGUCCGACUCUAAAGGAGGAACAGUGAAGUUCGGCUGGAUCAAAGGAGUCCUGAUACGAUGCAUGCUGAACAUCUGGGGAGUGAUGCUGUUCAUCCGGAUGUCGUGGAUCGUGGGUCAGGCUGGCAUCGCGCUGUCCUGCGCCAUCGUCCUCAUGGCCAUCGUGGUGACGACCAUCACCGGCCUGUCCACGUCAGCGAUCGCCACCAACGGCUUCGUGCGCGGAGGCGGCGCGUAUUACCUGAUCUCCAGGAGUCUGGGGCCCGAGUUCGGAGGAUCCAUCGGCCUGAUCUUCGCCUUCGCCAAUGCCGUCGCGGUGGCCAUGUACGUCGUGGGGUUCGCGGAGACUGUCGUGGAACUUCUGGAUAGCAUCGACGCUCUGAUGACCGACGAGAUCAAUGACAUCCGGAUCGUGGGAACGCUCACUGUGAUUCUGCUGCUGGGAAUCUCCAUCGCUGGAAUGGAGUGGGAAGCGAAGGCCCAGAUUGUGUUAUUGGUGAUUCUUGUGGCGGCGAUAUUCAACUACUUCAUCGGAUCCUUCAUCCCGAUGGAGUCAAAGGAACCCAAAGGCUUCUUCAGUUAUAACGCCGCCAUAAUGAUGGAGAACAUGGGUCCAGACUUCAGGGAUGAAGAAACCUUCUUCUCGGUGUUCGCCAUCUUCUUCCCGGCCGCCACCGGGAUCCUCGCGGGAGCCAACAUAUCCGGAGACCUGGCGGAUCCGCAGUCGGCGAUUCCCAAAGGAACUCUGCUGGCGAUCCUCAUCACUGGACUGGUUUACAUCGCUGUCGCCGUCUCUAACGGCUCUUGUAUCGUGCGCGACGCCACCGGCGAUGAUAACGACACGAUCGUGGGCUCGCUGGAGAACUGCACCGACGCCUCGUGCUCGCUCGGGUUCGACUUCUCCAUCUGCAGAGAGGGAGGCUGCAAGUACGGGCUUCAGAACGACUUCCAGGUGAUGAGUUUGGUGUCUGGGUUCGGGCCGCUCAUCACCGCUGGGAUCUUCUCCGCUACGCUCUCGUCGGCGCUGGCGUCUCUGGUCAGCGCUCCUAAAGUCUUCCAGGCCUUGUGUAAGGAUAAAAUCUACCCUGGAUUACAUGUGUUCGCCAAAGGAUAUGGAAAGAACAAAGAGCCUCUGCGCGCGUACGUCCUCACCUUCGUCAUCGGCCUGGCCUUCAUCCUGAUCGCGGAGUUAAACAUCAUCGCUCCCAUCAUUUCCAACUUCUUCUUGGCCUCGUACGCAUUGAUAAACUUCUCUGUUUUCCACGCGUCGCUGGCGAACUCUCCAGGGUGGCGUCCGAGUUUCAAAUACUACAACAAGUGGGUGUCGCUGGCCGGAGCCGUGCUGUGCUGCGCCGUGAUGUUCGUGAUCAACUGGUGGGCGGCGCUGGUCACCAACGGCAUCGUCCUGGCGCUCUACAUAUACGUCAGCUAUAAGAAACCAGACGUGAACUGGGGGUCGUCCACACAAGCGCUGAUGUACAAUAAAGCCCUGACACACUCUCUGCAUCUCACCGGGGUCGAGGACCACAUCAAGAACUUUCGGCCUCAGUGUCUCGUCAUGUCCGGAUACCCGAACUCUCGGCCGGCGCUGAUGUAUCUCGUCCACGCUUUCACCAACAACUCCGGCCUGAUGGUGUGCGGACACGUGCGCUCUGGAUACCGGCGGCCGAACUAUAAGGAGAUGAUGAACGAGCAGGUCCGCUACCAGCGCUGGCUCCUGAAGGCCCGAAUCAAAGCGUUCUACACCCCAGUGUUUGCUGACGAUCUCAGACAAGGAGCCCAGUAUCUCCUACAGACGGCUGGUUUGGGUCGGCUGAAACCAAACACACUCGUGUUCGGCUUUAAGAACAACUGGAGGGACGGCGAGAUGAAGGACGUGGAGACCUACAUCAACACCAUCCAUGAUGCGUUUGACCUGCAGUUCGGGGUGGUUCUCCUGAGACUGAAGGAAGGUCUCGACAUCUCUCACAUUCAAGAUGAGUUUCUGUCGUCGCAGGAGAAGACGUCUGGAGUGAAGGAUCUCCUGGUGUCCAUCAACAUCAAAGACUUCGACAGCGAUUCCUCCAAACCAUCAUCUAUAGCCACCAGCUGUCAAAGCAGCCCGCUCAUCUUCAGAGACUCGAAGAAGCUCCGCCUGCCGCUCAGUUCUGCGGACGAGAGGCUCCUCAACGCCAGCCAGCAGUUCCAGAGGAAGCAGAGCAAGGGGACCAUCGACGUGUGGUGGCUGUUCGACGACGGAGGCUUGACUCUUCUGAUACCGUAUUUGCUGACCAACAAAAAGAAAUGGCGCGACUGCAAGAUCCGCGUGUUCAUCGGAGGAAAGAUCAACCGGAUCGACCACGACCGCCGAGCGAUGGCGGCGUUGCUCAGUAAGUUCAGGAUUGAUUUCUCGGACAUCACUGUUAUUGGAGACAUCAACAUCAAGCCGAAGAAACACAAUAAGCAGAUGUUUCAGGAGAUGAUCGAGCCGUACAGACUGAGGGAGGACGACAUGGAGCAAGAAGCGGCGGAGAGACUGAAGACGGACGAGCCCUGGAGGAUCACAGACAAUGAGCUGGAGCUCUACAGGGCCAAGUCGAAUCGUCAAAUCCGUCUGAACGAGCUCCUGAAGGAACACUCCAGCACAGCCAACCUCAUCGUCAUAACGAUGCCGCUGGCCCGGAAGGGGACGGUGUCCAGCGCGCUCUACAUGUCCUGGCUGGACACGCUCUCCAAAGACCUGCCGCCGAUCCUCCUCGUCCGAGGAAACCACCAGAGCGUCCUGACCUUCUACUCCUGAGGAACGGCUCACAAUCAGCACAUCACUAAUUUAUGUCUUAGAUUUAAUAUAUGGAGCUGAACUAAUCUUCUUACAGAAAUUUUCAUAUUUUUAAUGUAAUGACACUACCUUAAAAAACAUGCUUGAAAUGCAUUUUGAUGUCCAUUUUUACACUAACCCAGAGUUAAAAGCCCUCAGUUUUGCUUUUGCUAGUCAAACUCGCUCCGUGUUUCAGUUCAUCUUCUCCAUUCAGGCUGGCGUUCUCUAAACUAUAAACUCUGGCAUCAUCGAAGAGCUAAUCGACUCUUAAUAAUACUCAUAAUCAUGGAGAGAGUCAAACACUGUCCUAAACAGGAGGAUCACUGACAAAUAUAUGAAAUAAACAGCCUUGAUUUUAACUG
Molecule: messenger RNA, 4155 nt
Organism: Pimephales promelas (fathead minnow)
Lineage: Eukaryota; Metazoa; Chordata; Actinopteri; Cypriniformes; Leuciscidae
Gene: slc12a2l
Product: solute carrier family 12 member 2-like
Biological process (GO): sodium ion homeostasis; chloride transmembrane transport; chloride ion homeostasis
Cellular component (GO): apical plasma membrane
Molecular function (GO): sodium:potassium:chloride symporter activity; ammonium channel activity
Source: RefSeq, a predicted model, not a curated record